This is a messenger RNA of Sitophilus oryzae (rice weevil), 1325 nucleotides long. RefSeq names its product peptidoglycan-recognition protein 2-like. Gene Ontology annotation, biological process: peptidoglycan catabolic process. Bases 229 to 1164 code for a protein of 311 amino acids. The record is from RefSeq and is a predicted model, not a curated record. Gene Ontology annotation, molecular function: N-acetylmuramoyl-L-alanine amidase activity; zinc ion binding. Lineage: Eukaryota; Metazoa; Arthropoda; Insecta; Coleoptera; Curculionidae. The transcript is spliced from 6 exons.
UUAAGAUAAUUUUGCAGACUCCGUUGUUCUUCAAUAUACUAAUACACAGGAAAACAGCAUCAGAUUAUUAUUUUCUCCAUAUCGAACGUAAAAUUUUAUCAUUUUGGUUUUUUAUAUUCGAUUACUUUUUACUUAUUGUGACAUCUCAAGGACGGCAGUAUUAUCAUUCUCUUGCAGUACCAAACAACUAAAAAAGAACAAAUUGAUUUAAGACAACAGUAAAACGAUAUGAGUCUGGACCAACAUCAUGAGAACCUGGUAAACAAUAACAAAAGCCACAAGCCAUGUCAUUUGAAACAACCGGAAGUUAACAAUGCCUACGUGGACAAUUCCAACGAAGUUUAUUUCGGACACAGGAACAUAUUUCAGGGUCCGGUGACGAUAGAAACAGUCAUAUUUAAAGAUGUAAAGGAAAAUUUAGAUAAAGGAAAUAAAACGGACGGUGGUAUCGCCAAAAAUCCAGAUGAAAGCACUAGGAACGGAAAAGAAGAAUAUAGCAAAUAUAAUCCAAAUACACCUUGUAUAGUAAAUGGUUUCCUCUGGAUAAAGGAAAAUGCCAAAAACCACAUGAAAAUUACCACAAUUAUAAUUAUCGUAGUCAUAUGUAUUCUUGCUAUUGCAAUAAUUGUACCAGCAGUGCUCCUGUCAAGGAAAAAAUCAUCCUUCAUACUGUCUCGUUCAGACUGGGGUGCACUAGACCCAUCAGGUGUAACCACACCUUUGCCAACUCCAGUUAACUAUGUCAUAAUACAUCACACAGCUACGGAAAAUUGUACAAAUCAGGAUCAGUGCAUAAAAAACUUACAGUAUAUACAAAAAUUUCACAUGGAGAGUCGAGACUUUUACGACAUUGGAUAUAACUUCUUGGUAGGUGGAGAUGGACAGGCUUACGAAGGAAGAGGUUGGACAGUAGAGGGAGCCCACUUAUUUGGAUAUAAUUCGAAAAGCAUCGGCAUAGCCUUCGUAGGCACGUUCAACGACAUAAUGCCGCCAAAACGUCAAAUCGAAGUCUGCCAGAAAGUGAUUAAGCAGGGCCUGGACUGGAGUUAUAUCGACAAAGACUACAAACUGCUCGCAGCCAGACAACUGGCAGGGACAGAGAGUCCAGGUGCCGUACUGUACGCUGACGUUAAAACAUGGCCCCAUUGGGUCAAAGAACCAUAAAAAGUCUAAGACUGAAUUGUUUACAAAAUGUGAUUUUAUUCGAUUUUAUGUGAGCUUGGUCUUUUAUAAAAAAAAACAUUAAAGCUUCAUUCGGAAUCUCGAAAUUAGUGGAAUAAAUUAGUAGUUUCAAUUAGCGUAGAAGUUUGUUCACUUAAUUUUAA